CACUGUUUCGUCUCGUUCAAGAGAUUCGUUCUCCGCCAUUCAUCCGGGCGAUUCCGCUAUCAGAGGCCCCUCCUGCCAAAGCUGAAAAUUGGCCACCUGCCCUGCCCGCAUCGUGUCAUUGCUACCGUUCUUCCCCCACGCCGAAGAAAAAACCGUCUUUUUCCGACCGUCAACCUUCUUCCUCACUCAGCAAUCUCUCCAAUUGACACCGCCAUCAUGUCCUUCUCCAGCCUUGUUCAGGACCUCAGCCUCCGCGACACCAAUGCCGCUCGCCGCCCUCAGAUUCCAGGCCCACGCUCCUCCGUCUCCACUCUUGACGACCGAGCAUCGCACAUCUCGCGGGCCAUGUCCUACGCCAGCACCGCCGCGACCAGCGUCAGCAUCUCGGGCGACAUCUCGAGCCAACUUCAUGGCGGAUACUUCCACCCUCUGGCCCGCUCGUGGCAGGCCGAGCGUCAACUCACCAAGUCGAUGCUCAUCUACCCCAUCUUUGUCACCGAUGGCGAAGGCGACAUGAUCCUCGUUCCCUCUCUCCCUGGCCAGCACCAGCUUAGCGUCGACAAGCUGAUCCCCUUCCUCGAGCCUCUCGUCCACAAGGGCCUGCGCUCAGUUAUGCUCUUUGGUGUCCCCAUGCGAAAUGGCACCAAGGACGCUCUGGGCACCGCCGCCGAUGACCCCGAGGGCCCUGUCAUCAAGGCCAUCCAGCUUAUCCGUCGACGUUUCCCCCAGCUCUUCAUCUGCUGCGAUGUCUGCCUCUGCGAGUACACUUCCCACGGCCACUGCGGUAUCCUGCGCGAUGACGGCAGCCUCAACAACCAGCUGUCUGUUGACCGUAUUUCGGAUGUCGCUAUUGCCUACGCCAAGGCUGGAGCUCACUGCGUUGCUCCCUCAGACAUGAACGAUGGUCGCAUUCGCGCCAUCAAGCUCAAGUUGAUUGAGGAGGGCAUUGCACACAAGACUGUGCUCAUGUCAUACUCGGCCAAGUUCUCUGGUUGCUUGUACGGUCCUUUCCGAGACGCUGCUGGAUCUGCGCCCUCAUUUGGUGACCGCAAGUGCUACCAGCUCCCCCCUGGUGGCCGUGGUCUUGCCCGACGAGCUCUUGUUCGAGACAUCAACGAGGGUGCUGACAUUAUUAUGGUCAAGCCUGCAAGCCAGUACCUCGACAUUAUCAGUGACGCCAAGGAGCUGGGCAAGGAUCUCCCCGUGGCCGCCUACCAGGUCAGCGGUGAGUACGCCAUGAUCCACGCUGGAGCCAAGGCGGGUGUGUUUGACCUCAAGGCCAUGGCAUUUGAGUCGACCGAGGGUAUCCUUCGAGCGGGAGCCACGAUCGUGGUCAGCUACUUCACCCCCGACUUCCUGGACUGGCUCGAGAACUAA
Messenger RNA from Fusarium falciforme, 1377 nucleotides. Its product is annotated as Delta-aminolevulinic acid dehydratase. NCBI's taxonomy places the organism in Eukaryota, Fungi, Ascomycota, Sordariomycetes, Hypocreales, Nectriaceae. The record is from RefSeq and is a predicted model, not a curated record. The coding region runs from base 217 to 1377 and encodes 386 amino acids. Gene Ontology annotation, molecular function: zinc ion binding; porphobilinogen synthase activity. Gene Ontology annotation, cellular component: cytosol. The transcript is spliced from 2 exons. Gene Ontology annotation, biological process: heme biosynthetic process.